CAUUACUGAAAUAUUACAAUUUUAAAGAAGUACUUUUAUAAUUAUGAAACCUUCCAUAUAAGGAACUGGUGAUGAAUCAUUUCAUUGCCUUGCACUGCCUCUUGAAUUAUAAUUAAACAUAAGAUAGUAGAUCUUAACUGCAGAAAAUGAGAUUGCCAAAAACAAUCACUUUAUUUUAUAAAUAUCUGGAGUUCAGACUCGAAGCUUCAGACUAUCAGUUAGCUAUGUUCGUAUCUUCUUAUAUGUGCCCUGCAUUCUACCUGCUCAGAAAUGAUAUCUUACCCAUCACCGAAGUCAUCACAUCCGCACCGUUUAACGCUUCUUAUCCAACUGACAUGCGACACUCGCUGUGACGAAAGCUACAGGUCCCAAGGAAUGCGAGAAAGCUUUCGGGCUAUGCAUUCGACUGAAAUAUGAUUCAGCCAUCGUCAACAGAGGCCGGCAGAGCGAUAACUCUCAUUGUUUUGUCCAGUUUCUCGCCUCACGCCCUGCCCUUAGGUUGUGUUCCUUCGCGCUUAAGCUAUAACCAUGAUGUACUCCAAGGCUGAAGUAGUCCAGGCAGCAAACAUGUCGCUCAGUGCAAUGCAUUGCACGCGAUGCGCCGAUGGAUUCGAACCCACCGAGAAGAUCGUCAACUCCAAUGGAGAACUCUGGCACACACAGUGCUUUGUAUGUGCCCAGUGCUUCCGACCCUUCCAGGAUGGCAUAUUCUACGAGUUCGAGGGCCGCAAGUACUGCGAACGCGACUUCCAGGUGCUUUUCGCACCCUGCUGCAACAAGUGCGGCGAGUUCGUCAUCGGACGGGUCAUCAAGGCCAUGUCCGCCAGUUGGCAUCCGCAGUGCUUCCGCUGCCAGUUGUGCGCCAAGGAGCUGGCCGACUGCGGGUUCAUCAAGAACCAGAACCGCGCUCUGUGCCACGAGUGCAAUGCCAAGGUGAAGGCAGAGAUCACCGGCCGCUAUGUAUGCCAAAAAUGCCAUGGGCUCAUCGACGAGGAGCCUUUGAGAUUCCGAGGCGAAGUGUACCACGGCUAUCACUUCAGUUGCACGGCCUGCGGCACCGAACUGGACUCCACGGCUCGAGAGGUCAAGAGCCGACCAGGAUUAGCAGCAAACGAUAUGAAUGAACUGUAUUGUCUGCGCUGCCAUGAUAAAAUGGGCAUUCCCAUUUGUGGCGCCUGUCGCCGGCCGAUUGAGGAGCGAGUGGUCACGGCGCUGGGGAAGCACUGGCAUGUGGAGCACUUCGUGUGCGCCAAGUGCGAGAAGCCCUUCCUGGGCCACCGGCACUACGAGAAGCGAGGAUUGGCCUACUGCGAGACGCACUAUCACCAGCUCUUUGGCAACCUGUGCUUCGUUUGCAACCAGGUCAUUGGAGGCGAUGUUUUUACUGCCCUGAACAAGGCCUGGUGCGUGCACCACUUUGCGUGCUCCGUGUGCGACACAAAGAUGACACAGAAGUCCAAGUUCUACGAGUACGACGAGAAGCCGGUUUGCAAAAAGUGCUAUGAGCGAUUCCCCAACGAGCUGCGGCGUCGCCUGCGCACCGCCCACGAGCUGACAAUGAAAAAGAACGUCUAAACGUCUGAAACCGUGCCUUGAAUCCACACCAAACCGUGCCUAUGUUGUAGAACCGCUUUCUCAACCAUUUUUAACAUUCGAGAAACUAAAAACGAACUAAAACCUUU
Drosophila biarmipes is the source of this 1682-nucleotide messenger RNA. It is a transcript of the gene stck, whose product is annotated as LIM and senescent cell antigen-like-containing domain protein 1. NCBI's taxonomy places the organism in Eukaryota, Metazoa, Arthropoda, Insecta, Diptera, Drosophilidae. Gene Ontology annotation, cellular component: focal adhesion; cytoplasm; cell-cell junction. The record is from RefSeq and is a predicted model, not a curated record. Gene Ontology annotation, biological process: cell-cell junction organization; cell-cell adhesion; positive regulation of integrin-mediated signaling pathway. The transcript is spliced from 6 exons. The coding region runs from base 529 to 1575 and encodes 348 amino acids.